Tuber aestivum (summer truffle) is the source of this 1483-nucleotide messenger RNA. The record is from the annotation of a GenBank genome assembly. Lineage: Eukaryota; Fungi; Ascomycota; Pezizomycetes; Pezizales; Tuberaceae.
GAUCGAUCAACAAAACCUCCGCGAGUACUUUACCACCACGUGUUCCCCGUCCUUUUCUGCCCACCUACCAUACUCGAGCACUGGAACACAAUCCACUCGAGUGCUGUACGUACUGGACUGUACUGUAACUUACCAGUAUUAUGAUAUCCUGCCCCAUCCAAGACUCUGUUCCGGUCUCCGCGCCAAGUACUGGAUAGAGAGGACAAACGGGUGCAAGUUCUUGGCUCGGGAACUCAAGCAAAGCUAAGUUGCAACUUACGACCUGGCUCCAAACCCAAUCACAGGACAGGUGAUUAGCUAACCCCCUCAACCCCUCACCGUUAUCGGUUGUUUGCUCACUGAGCAAGAUCGCCUACCACUACGCUUGAGGCCAUUGAGUCGACGGCUAACCAUGGAGCAACAAGUUCCAUCCUUUGGUAUUCCAUGUCCAUCCCUGAAAGUUGGACAAUGUCCAGAUGGCGAUGGAUGUGAGUACGCCCACGAUUUCAUACCUCAGCCCUGUCUAUCCGCUGCGCAAAUCGACCAUCAGAUGCGAGGCCUCGAGGAUGCCGCACCUGCUGAUCGUGCCGAGCGAACUUAUAUCAAGCGGAGCAAAGCGCGACUUCGUCGUUUAGGAGCUCGGAAGCUUGUAACCUCCAGCCUACUCGAGAGGGGAAUUGCGCCAACCAAGAAGUCCAUUAAGCAUGAGCUUGGGAGGUACACAGUAGGGCCACCAAACAGCAUUGCUUUCCCGGCUACGAGGGAGAGGGAUUUUGUGGGAGGUGGGGAAGGCGGCGGUAGAAAGCGGCAAACAGCAGAAUGGGCACGUGACCGAAGAGAACGAAAGAGGUACCUCCGCACAAAGCGGAAAGGUGUAGAGAUUCAUGGAAUGUCCAGGCGUUCGAGUGCAAACGUAUGUUACUUCUUUCUGCUUGGAUGGAUUGGGAUUCUCCGCCCUGCUUUAUUGUAACUUGGUUCAUGGUAUUAACGAGUAGACAGAGGAAGGCGCUAGCCAAGGAGGACAAAGGAGUCAGCGAAGGUGCCCCGGGCAUCAAUUCACCUUCAGUUGAGGUUUUCUUCGAAAACACCACCAUACGGGGAAGCAUGGAUGUUGAUGAAGAGGAGGUGGAAAUUUCACGUCGAGUCGAGACCAUUGGGGACUUUACGGUCAAAUACCCCGUUUCCGUACCCCUACACCUACGGGAUAGAGACUCGAACCCGUUACAAGCUACCGUGAAUUCCCCACCAGCCCAAACGCAGCAACCUUACACCGAUGAGGGGAUAGUCUAUGCUCCAUCCGGAGAGAUUGUGCUUGAAAUUGUGAAAGAGCAUGUGACAAUGAGAGAUCGGGCAUUAUCCUUCUGAUAUUCUCGCGCUAUGUAUUCACGGCAAUACUCUGUUUCUUUUGAAUAUCAAGGAUGGGAGAUGUUUUUGUGUGCAAAAAUUGGAUCAUGAUAGGAGGGCUUAUAAUUGACAUAUUUCACCGGCGAUCACUCGGUGCCCG